UUCCCGCCCACUUUCGCAACAUGUCUUUGGCCGUGACACUCCAUCUCGUCUAUGCGUUCAACUCUUCGCACCAUGGCCUCGUAUGCGCGUCUUAUUCGCUUCGUUCCGAAGUCAGGCGGUGCGCCGCUCAUCGGUGAGCCUGUGGACGGUGCCAUGGAUGUCGGCAUCGCCAGUUACGAGGGCAAGCCCAUCGAGGUCAAUGUCUUCUCAGGCAACUCGGUACUGCAGCCCGGUGAGAAGACUGGCAAGAUGGCGACUGUGGAGCGCCUACUGUCGCCCCUCGCCCAGGCCGAGGUCGGCACGAUUCGCUGCAUUGGUCUCAACUACCGCUCGCACGCCGAAGAGGUCAGCAUGCCAGUGCCUUCCGUUCCAACUGUGUUCAUGAAGCCUGCACAGGCGCUCGCCGAUCCAUAUCCUGCACCCACUGUUAUUCCCCGUGCGUUUGUCAAGGACGACGCAGCCGACUAUGAGUCCGAGCUCGUUCUCGUGCUCGGAAAGGACGCCAAGAACGUAUCCGAGGCCGACGCGCUCGAAUACCUCGCCGGGUACACCGCGUGCAACGAUGUGUCGUCCCGUGUGCAACAGUUUGCGACUUCGCAGUGGACAUUCUCAAAGUCGUUCGACGGGGCAUGCCCAAUCGGUCCAGCAUUCGUGCCUAAGGAGGCCGUCAAAGAGUUUGGCAAACUGAGCAUCAAGGGCAUUCACAACGGCAAGGUCGUGCAAGAGAGCACCAUGGACGACCUCAUUUUCUCCGUUCCAAAGAUCAUUUCGUUCCUUUCCCAGGGCAGUACUCUGCCAGCUGGUACGAUCAUUAUCACCGGUACCCCCGCGGGUGUCGGAUGGACCAAGGAGCCGAAGAGCCUCUUGCGCGACGGGGACGAUUUCCGUGUCAACAUCAGCGGCGGGAUUGGCACCCUCAUCAACAAGAUUGUGGAGGAGAAAUAGACUAACUUAGAGGUAUGCAGUCGGUCUCAAGGGUACUGCAGGGGUCAGUCUGUAUCUAAUCACACACAGCAGCGUAUGUGGUCACGUCGCGCGCCGUGAACACCAAAGUGUUGGAAUCUAAAUCUUGAGCGCACUCCACACACUCAGCUCUGG
Messenger RNA from Cutaneotrichosporon oleaginosum, 1098 nucleotides. RefSeq lists its product as uncharacterized. Lineage: Eukaryota; Fungi; Basidiomycota; Tremellomycetes; Trichosporonales; Trichosporonaceae. Gene Ontology annotation, molecular function: acetylpyruvate hydrolase activity. The record is from RefSeq and is a predicted model, not a curated record.